AUGAAUUACAUAAUCAUGAUGUUUAGUGAUGAGACUCUGACCUUUCUCCGAAAUUCCACGGAAUAUUCCGAGUUUGUUGAAGAUUUUAUUCUUGAUACUUACAACAUUAAACUCAGAGAAGAUAUUGUUCCUGACUUUUGGGGAAACUUUGAUGUCCCUGCAAAUCUGGAUUGCAAAACCGGUUUCGACAAGUUCGAACGCGCAGUGACGCAACUCUACGCGGGCGCUGCGUCAUUCGCCCCUGGUAUUCAAGAACUUACAAGGAUUCGAACAUUAACACAGAAUUCAAACCGAACAAUCUACGGGUUUUCAGAUCUUGAAGAUGUAAUUAAACUUCAGAUUAAGGGUAGUCUGUUAGCCCAACUACCAGCCAACUAUCUAACUCUGGUAAAACUAUUCUACAGUCAAGCAUUUCUAGUCUACUAUACCAGCGUAGACAAGAAACUAGCGGAGGAACUAGAUGAGGAUCUUAGCUGUGAAGGAUGUUAUUACUCGACAGAUCUUUGUAUUUGUUCUUUAAUCCUUCAAUCCUUCCAUCAGGUGAACCAGAUGCUGGGGGAUCUAGGUUUACUACGGAGAAUAAGUCAGCAGGCUGUACUGGAGAUCCUGAAGGAACGAAUAUAUACUCAUGUACAAGAAUCUUGCAAAGGAUCAUUUGAGGAAUCGUACCUGGAAAAGCUGGUACGGUGGUUGGAGGACUCUGGUAUGGGUUGGAUCAGAUCAAUCUACUCCUCCUCUAGAACCUUCUCCAACCCAACCUACCCCACCUUCUCUACCCCGCCCUCUCCACACUUCAAGUCCUCUGACUCCCCUGAGAUAUCUGAGUACCGUGAGAAGUUGCAUCAGCUUGUGUUUGAAACAUAUACCAGAGCCAGGAUAGAUCAAUUAUAUAAUAUUAUUAUUGAGUUUCCUGACUCCCAGCCUGCUCUAGAGGAUCUUAGGGAUUGUCUGGUUAAAACCAACCUUAGGAACUUUCUUACUACCAACCUUAGACAGGUUCUGGAUGCAAAACUUCUUCAUCCUGGUGUUAACACUGGAGAUAUCCUUACUGCCUACAUCGCUGCAAUCAGGGCGCUUCGUGUCCUGGACGGCAGCGGUGUUAUCCUAGAGUUGGUCUGUGUCAAUGUGAGGAAGUAUCUGAAGACGAGGGAGGAUACCGUCAAGUGUAUUGUGGAGUCCUUGCUCGACGAGUCCGCCAUGGAGCUCAGGGAGGAGUUGAUGAAGGCUGAAGGUCUACAGCUAGAUGAUAAUAUGGAGGACGAGGAUGUCCAGGAGGGUUGGGAACUCUGGGAACCUGAUCCAGUGGAUGCAGAUCCUAAUAAGGUGUCCCGGGGUCGUAGGUCCGCAGAUAUCAUCUCCAUGCUGGUCAAUAUAUACGGAAGCAAGAAGAUAUUCGUGAACGAGUACAGGAGCAUGCUCAGCAACCGUCUCCUCACCCGGCUCAGCUAUGAGACUGAGAAGGAGAUCAGGUACCUGGAGAUGCUGAAGCUUAGGUUUGGAGAGAUGAGAGAUGAUUCUCUGGUUCAGUGUGAGGUUAUGCUCAAGGAUAUCACGGAUAGUAAGAGGAUAAACUCACAUUUACACUCCGAGGACAGUGGAUGCCCGGAGCUAAUCACUCAAGCUAUCGGAGUCAAUGCUCUAAUUCUCUCAUCCUACUUCUGGCCUCCGUUCAAGACCAGCGAACCUGUAGAGCUUCCGGAACAGGUUAAAGAUGCUCUUGCGGUUUACACAAAAGCGUUCCAAACUCUUAAAGGAAUGAGAACUUUAGAAUGGAACUCUGGGUUUGGAACGGUUCACAUGGUCUUGGAACUUGGAGACAAGAAAGUUGAACAUCGAGUGAGUCCUGUCCAUGCAGCAAUCAUUGUUAAAUUCCAAGAGAGGGAGGAGUGGAGUAUGGCAGAUCUCUCCUCCGCCAUUAAGGUUUCCUCCGCCACUGUCCGCCAGAAAAUGAGUUACUGGUUGAGUCAGGGUGUUCUUAAUGAAAUAUCUCCGGAUACAUUCAGCCUAGUGGAGGAGGGUCAUCAGCGCAGACCUUCCGGUCAUUCUAAUCCGUCCCAGCGUAUGGAUGGGAUGGAUGAGGGGGAUGGGGAGGAGUAUACAUCAAGUAGAUCUGACCAGAAGGAUGCAGAGCUAUCAGUUUUCUGGUCUUAUAUCGUUGUCAUGCUUACCAACCUGGACUCCCUUCCCAUAGAGGAGAUUCAUCAGAAACUUAGAAUAUUUGCCAUGCAGGGACCAUCAGCUGGUGAGUGUGAUGUAUCUGAGCUCCGUGAAUUCCUAGAUUCUAAAGUUAGACAACAGAAACUAUCCUUCUCAGGGGGACAGUAUAGACUACCUAAAUGAUAAUUUAAUCUUAUUGAAAGAUUGGGAUCAUGCCGCCCCCCCCCCUUUUCGUUAUGCUUAUGUAAGGAUAAAUAAUGUGUAUGUUAUGUAAACUGUAAGAUCAUCCUUUCUGUUAACAUAAUUUAUAUUGUUUAAUUUCAGAAAAAA
This is a messenger RNA of Eurytemora carolleeae, 2487 nucleotides long. RefSeq names its product anaphase-promoting complex subunit 2 (gene morula). Gene Ontology annotation, molecular function: ubiquitin protein ligase binding. The transcript has 12 exons. The record is from RefSeq and is a predicted model, not a curated record. Gene Ontology annotation, biological process: ubiquitin-dependent protein catabolic process. NCBI's taxonomy places the organism in Eukaryota, Metazoa, Arthropoda, Copepoda, Calanoida, Temoridae. The coding region runs from base 1 to 2340 and encodes 779 amino acids. Gene Ontology annotation, cellular component: anaphase-promoting complex.